Molecule: messenger RNA, 531 nt
Organism: Mesitornis unicolor (brown roatelo)
Lineage: Eukaryota; Metazoa; Chordata; Aves; Mesitornithiformes; Mesitornithidae
Product: rootletin-like
Exons: 4
Source: RefSeq, a predicted model, not a curated record
GAGCCGGGUGCUGUCCCGUCCCGCAGCAGGGGCCAUGGCCUCGCUGCCCUCCCUGCAGGAGGAGAACCGCAUCCUGCAGCAGGAGCUGUCGCGCGUCGAGGAUUUGCUGGCUCAGAGCCGGGCCGAGCGCGAUGAGUUGGCCAUCAAGUACAACGCCAUCAGCGAGCGGUUGGAGCACAGCCUGCGGCUGGAGGCGGGCGAGCGGGAGGCAGUGGAGAGCCGGAGCCUGGCGCAGCACAACAUCGAGCUGCGGCGGCUGCUGGAGGAGGAGCAGGCGGCCUACAAGCGCAAGCUGCAGGCCUACCAGGAGGGCCAGCAGCGCCAGGCCCAGCUGGUGCAGAAGCUCCAGGCCAAGGUGCUGCAGUACAAGAAGAAAUGCGGCGAAGUGGAGCAGCAGCUCCUGGAGAAGGCGACGGAGCUGGAGCAGGAGAGGCUGACGAGCCAACUGGAUGCCAGCAGCUCCCAGCUGGAGGAGGAGAGCAGCAACGAGUUGGAGAACGCCCUGAUCCGACUGGAAGAGGAGCAGCAGAG